UUGACACACUAGGAAUGCCCAGCCGAAUGUUAUGCGGCUACGUAAGGGAUUGAUAGGCCUUGUGCGCGUCAAGCAAUUGCAGUAACUAAUAAGCUGCAAAUAUACGCGCGAGGCGCCACGGGCUGCAGGAUGCGCCGAGCCACCCAACUCCUGCGCCGCCACACCUCCAGCGCCGCAGCACGCGCCGCCGUACGACAGGAAAUAGCAUCACUGGAAAAGGCAUCGAUCGACGGCGGCGGCAUUGACAGGAUAGAAGCGCAGCACGCCAAGGGCAAGCUGACCGCGCGCGAACGUUUAGACGUGCUCUUAGACACGGAAUCAUUUAGAGAAAUCGACGCCUUGGCGUCGCAUCGCUGCGACGACUUUGGAUUAGAAUCCGACAAAGCCCCUCCGGGCGACGGCGUCGUCGCGGGGUUUGGGACCGUGCACGGCCGGCCCGUUUGUGUGUUCUCGCAGGAUUUUACGGUCUUCGGCGGCUCGCUGGGCGAGGCACACGCCGCGAAGAUCGUGAAGGUCAUGGAGCGCGCGCUGCACUGCCGCUGUCCUAUCAUAGGAUUAUCGGAUUCCGGAGGCGCGCGCAUACAAGAAGGAGUUUUAUCUUUAGCCGGCUACGCCGACGUCUUCCAGAGGAACGUGGACGCGUCGGGCAUCGUACCUCAGUUAUCCUUAGUGUUGGGGCCCUGCGCGGGCGGCGCCGUCUAUUCACCAGCAAUGACCGACUUUCUGUUCAUGUCAAGGCAAGCCUACAUGUUCGUCACCGGUCCUGAUGUGGUAAAAGCGGUCACGAACGAAGUCGUGACGCGGAACGACUUAGGCGGCGCCGACGUCCAUUGCAGCAAGUCGGGCGUCGCGCACGGCGCCUUCGACGACGACCUGGCGGCUCUGAAGGCGACUCGAACACUUUUGGGGUAUCUGCCCCAGUCGUAUGAUGGCGAGAACCCCGACGUGUUGCCCUACGAUGAUCCGGAUCGGUGCGACGCAGCCCUCAACACGAUCAUCCCCGACGACCCGAACCAGUCGUACGACAUGCGCGAGGUCGUCAAAAGAGUUGUUGAUGGUCAUUCUUUACUCAUAUUAAGUGAGGACUACGCCUCAAAUAUCAUCACGGCCUUCGCGCGCUUGAAUGGGAGGGUGAUUGGCGUCGUGGCGAACGACCCGCGGCACCUCGCGGGUUGUCUCGACGCGGACGCCUCGACGAAAGCGGCUCGCUUCGUGCGCUUCUGCGACGCGUUUCAGAUACCUUUGGUCACGUUUGUGGACGUGCCGGGCUUUCUACCGGGCGUGGCCCAGGAGCACGGCGGCAUCAUCAGGCAUGGUGCGAAACUGCUCUUUGCUUAUGCGGAAGCGUCCGUACCAAAACUCACGGUCAUCACCCGAAAAGCUUAUGGCGGCGCCUAUGAUGUUAUGUCCUCGAAACACUUGAGGGGCGACGCGAACUACGCCUGGCCGUCGUCCGAAAUCGCGGUCAUGGGCGCCGCCGGCGCGGCCGAGAUUUUACAUCGAGGGGUCAGUGAUGAAGAGCGUGUGGCAAAGGCCGACGCGUACGCGGCGCGCUUCGCGAAUCCCUUGCUGGCGGCGAAGCGGGGCUUUGUCGACGCCGUGCUCGAGCCGUCAGAAACGCGACCGCGGCUCAUCGCCGAUUUGGAAGUGCUGCGGCAUAAAGAGCGGCCGAAUUUGCCAAGGAAGCACUCGUGCGGGCCCCUGUGAUUUAACAACAAUAAU
Pelagomonas calceolata is the source of this 1722-nucleotide messenger RNA. Lineage: Eukaryota; Pelagophyceae; Pelagomonadales; Pelagomonadaceae. The record is from the annotation of a GenBank genome assembly.